Molecule: messenger RNA, 1251 nt
Organism: Cylindrotheca closterium
Lineage: Eukaryota; Bacillariophyta; Bacillariophyceae; Bacillariales; Bacillariaceae
Source: the annotation of a GenBank genome assembly
AUGACAACUCCUACCACAUCACAACGCCAUCCUACCAUUCGGAAGCUUUCAACCCUGUCCGAUGAUGGUCAAGUGGAACACGACACCAAGCAACGAGUGAUGAAAAUGGUUGAAAGGGCCAAUUGUGGAGAUACCAUGACUGAUGAGGAAGUUUCGAUUAUCUGCGACGGAAUCGCAAAUUUGGUUCCGAUCGAUGCGUCGAUAAAUUUUGAAGAAUUGAGAGAUGUGGUGCAGAAGGUGGCACAUCUGAGUCACAAGGACUGGAGUAGGACGUCGAGAAACAGUGAUGCACUGAGCCGUAGUUUAUCAAUAAGCUCAGACGACGACGGAUCAGACGAUGUCAUUUCGAAGCACGCUCGGCAACUGCUCGAGCGAAUUUUACUGGAAGGGAACUGGGAUGGAGCCAAGGCCCAUUCGACGUUCGCUGGGCAGGGAAAGGGCGAGAAACCUUGGGCAGUUCUCGUCACCGGAGUGAAUGGCAUCAGGAAAACUACGAGUAUGUAUCAACCAUGGUUCGAAGAACUUCUUUCCGAAGCAUUGUCCCCACCAGCUGGGGUAAGUGUGGAGGGGAAUCUUCCGACGGGAAGGAAUUCAUUUUUUCGUCAGCUUGAUCACAUCAUUGCAACAUUGAUGAAUGAAGAGUUUUUCAAAUUGUACGCUUGGGCAUCGAGUCAAAUGAUAAAUAGAGAUUCGGAUAUUCCUUUGGCUGAGACCGUCCAAGAGUACUCCGACUACAAGGCUGCUAUUUUUUCGAGGUAUAGAACGCUAUCAGAACUAAUGGGUGCUAUUUUGCUGAAGCAAGCACAGAAGGUGAACUUGAAUUGUUUGAUGGAAACAUCCGGAAAAGAUGUAGCAAUGUUUCAUUACAUUGACCACUUCUUCGAUUCGACUCGAUACAACAAGCUCGCUCUACACUUUGUCAUUAAUGAUCUUUCACAGGCCAAAGAAUCUGUCGAUAAGCGAAUGAUCAAAGAAAUUCAGGCUGGAUCAUCAGCAGUGCAGAGCGAGGAUGCCUUCAAAGUUGUUUACGCAAACGCCGGAGGGCCUUAUGGAUCAAAGGUGUUGGAAAGUGUCCAGACAGAUUCCGAAAAAGUAUGGCAAGAGGAAGUGCUUACCGGUUCUGUGGGUGAAGAUUGGUACAAAGCCACGAUUGCGAUUGAAGCACAUCCAACAGAACCAUGGACAGCGCAAGCUGUGAAGUCCGAUGGAACUCGUGGCACGAAAUACACCUUUGAAGGGCCAACGAGAUAA